AUGCCCGCCUCCCCCUCCGCAGUAACACACGCCUACCGGGCCCUCUACAAGGCCGGGCUCGCGGCCGUGCAGUACUCGCACCCGGCGCGCUACGCCGUCCGCGACAAGCUGCGCGACGCAUUCCGCAACCCCCGCCAGCCCCGCCAGUUGCUGGGGGAGAAGGAGCAGUUCUCGCAGGAGCGGAUCGAUAAUACGGUUGAAUUUCUGCGCACGGCGGCGCGCAGGAAGGGCAUGGAGCAUGAGAUUGUGAGGAAUCUCACGUUGGUGCAUUAUUGGAGGGUCAUGAGGAAGCAGAGGUAG
Morchella sextelata is the source of this 300-nucleotide messenger RNA. RefSeq lists its product as uncharacterized. NCBI's taxonomy places the organism in Eukaryota, Fungi, Ascomycota, Pezizomycetes, Pezizales, Morchellaceae. The record is from RefSeq and is a predicted model, not a curated record. Bases 1 to 300 code for a protein of 99 amino acids. The transcript has a single exon.